UGCUGGCGCUAUUCAGCCACGCAUAAAAUUUAGUACAAUUCAGUUAGCACUACCUUGCAAUCUGGGUGUAGCGACGAGACGACAGCUUUGCGAAAAUGGCGAAUGACAGCGCUAACAGCAACGACACGGUGGAUGGUGAAGUAGCAGACAGCACUAACAAGUUUGUCUCAGCGCUUAUUCUCAACUUGAUUAUAGCCCUCAUAUGUUUAAUAUUGUUUUGCAUUCUAAGACAGAAGCACAAAAUUAUUUACGCGCCAAGGCAGCUUUUGAUAGAUACGCUAGCGCCUGGAAAACGUUCCCAGUCGUUUUUCUCGUGGCUUUUUCCCGCUUUCACCGUGAAGGAUGACGAAGUUUUCCUCUACGCGGGUAUUGAUGCGGUGGUUCACAUGCGGUUCAUGAAGCUUUGCUUUAAGAUCGCCCUAGUUCUCAUGCCAUACGGAAUCAUUGUUUUGAUUCCCGUGAAUUAUUACGGUGGAGGGGAUCUGAGCGGCUUGGAGCAGAUAGCGCUGUCAAACAUCGUCGUAAAAUCAUCGAAAGUUUGGGCCCACACUGUAGCCGCCUGGCUGUACACAUUGAUUAUCUGCUACCUUUUGUACAUGGAAUGGAAAGCGUUUAUCAUGUACCGACAACAGUAUCUUAGUAAAGGGAUGGGCUAUCAGUACGCUGUGUUGGUUAGAGAUUUGCCAGACAAGUUCAAGGAUUACGAAAGUUUGAAGAACCACAUGCAAGAAUUAUUUCCUGAAGAGGUGGAAGAUGUCGUAAUUGUGGAGGAUCUCAAAAAGUGGCAAGAACUUGUUAACGAGCGGGAUGCUCUAAAAUGGAAGCUGGAGCACGCAAAAGCAGUUUUUGAGCAAACUGAAGAAAGACCCACGCACAAGAAGUUCAUUUGCUGCGGAACGAAAUUCGACUCCAUUACCCAGUAUGGAGCAGAGCUAGAGACUGCACAGAACAAACUAGACGUUGAAACUGAGAAGAAACACACUCUACUUCCUAGUAGCUUCGUCGUUUUUCGAUCUCUGCGAUCGUCAACUCUGGCGAAUCAGGCUGACUGGGAUAACUCCCCCCUGGCCGUCGACGUCAUGCCCGCCCCAGAGCUGACAAGUGUUCUGUGGAAUAAUCUCUCCAUUGGUCUGUGGGCAAGGAAAUUGCGUACAGUUCUCAUCUACACACUUGUGUUCCUGUUGGUGUUCUUCUGGACUGUGCCUGUCGCAUUCACAUCAUCUUUGGUCGAGCUACAGAAUCUGACAAAAAUCGCGCCAUUUUUGAAACCAGUGCUGGAGCUUAACGCAUUUGUGAAAGGUGCCAUUGAGGGUUUCUUGUCAGGUCUCGCUUUGCUAAUCUUCUUCGCCAUUUUGCCCUUGAUCCUGCAGUUUUUCAGCAAGCUGGAAGGAAUACCAUCCCAAAGUGAAGUGGACAGAUCUACGCUGGGAAAAUUGUACAUUUUCAUGCUGGUGAACAAGUUCUUGUUCAUGACAUUUGCUGGCUCAGCUUUAAACAAACUGAAAGAGAUGGCAGAUAAUCCGAGCCAGAUUCCAUCAUUUUUAGCUGAAGCUCUUCCCUCGCAGUCUACCUUCUUCAUUUGUUACAUCAUGCUGGCGACUCUGACUGGUUAUGCGCUGCAGCUAUUGCGCGUAGUGCCUCUCAUUCUGGUGUCAAUCAAGCGUAAGUGGCUUGUGAAGACGCCCCGUGAGGAUGAUUUGGCCUGGAAACCACCACCUGUCCUUUAUGACCGAGUGUUCGCAAACCAUCUCUUUAUUCUGAUGGUGGGCCUGGCCUACUCCGCAUUGGCGCCCAUCAUAACUCCGUUUGUUGCGUUGUACUUUGGGUUUGGUUACAUUGUAUGGAUGCAUCAGACUUUAAGCAUUUACAUCCCCAACUACAGCUGUGGCGGCAUGAUGUGGCCGAGGGUUUUUAACAGGAUGAUUGUAGCAACAGUGGUGUUUCAGCUUCUGAUGUUUGGAGUGGUAAGCUUAAAGCAGUCAUACGCUGCAUCAGUCUUAAUCCUUCCGCUGCCUGUCAUCACACUCCUGUUCUAUUUCUUCAUUCUGCAACACUACAUCAGACCUGCAGAGAACCUGUCGCUGAGUGCGGCUCAUGGCCUGGAGAGUCCCGCUCCAAACUUUAUACAGGACGUAGCGAAGAGCUACAUGAGGACUCAAGGAGUUCCAGCCCCAGUCCCGGAACCUGCUCCAGCAGACGUUGACCAGACCUUGGGAUCUGAGUUAGAGUCUAGUCUUCCUCUGACAGCCACCACCGAGAAGAAAGAGGAUGUGUAAAGGACUAGUACCGGAUAAUGGAAUUCGUUUACUGUGAUGAUGGAUAGACUUUUUGAAUUCCCCAGAACCAUUAAAUGGUUUAUUUAUCGGAGCAAUAUGAGUUUUAUUUCACAACCUUGUUUUCCUAUCCAUUAUUUUUAUAAACCAGGUCUUAGAAAGUUUAGAGUCUAAACGUACUAGGUUAGAAAUAUUUUUAUUCAACCAAUCAAACCUUAAAACAGAGUUUUUUUUAGCUUAGACAAGUCUUUGACAUAGUUAGGUUGUCACCGAAAGGUGUAAUGAUUAACUUAAGAUUAAAUCCUUUGGAGUGGGCACUACUGCAAAGGUAAACAGCGUUAGGAAGGGCGUGGUUGACACCAGUCAACUUAAAAUCUCCGUCAACAGGGAAGAAGUGACCGUACUCGGACGGGUAAUGUCUAUACCUAUUUCUGAGAGUAAGCCAUUUAUCAAACGAUCGAAGGUGCUUUGAGUUAUCCUUAGGUGGACGUAUAAAUUUAGAACUGUAGUCUAGGAGAGAAAAAUCAUGUUUUCAUCGUCGGGACCUUUAGACUUACAGACACAUUUAAAGUCGACUGUAGAGAUAUGAGCCGCUGCAAUGAUUUUCGUCCAGCAUACAAUAGUUAGUUAAUGGUACAGCAAUAUCCUGCUUCAUUAAAAGUGAACGUCAAA
Molecule: messenger RNA, 2945 nt
Organism: Pocillopora verrucosa
Lineage: Eukaryota; Metazoa; Cnidaria; Anthozoa; Scleractinia; Pocilloporidae
Cellular component (GO): plasma membrane
Molecular function (GO): calcium-activated cation channel activity
Source: RefSeq, a predicted model, not a curated record